CGCAUGCGCAUGAAACCAGGCGCGGAAGUGGUCGCUAACCUGCUGUUGUACGACAGCUACAUAUGGACAGAAAGACGCUGUCGUACACGCAAACCCUGAGUGAAGUCGUUUAUAUGUAUCGUUGAAGAGCUCCUCAGAUGCCCCGAACAUGGCAAAGGUUGUUCGGACAACAGCAUUAACGUUAAUUUCAUGCCUCUGGGGUGUUUUCAUGCAGUUCAGUUGCAUGUCAGGUCUUGGGGUUAACGAACUUCUUUAUUUCCGGGUCAUUAGUCCUGAGGAAAUAGGGUACAUCUUCAGUGCAGCCCCUGCUAAGGACUUCGGAGGAGAUUUUACUUCAUCUUAUGAUGAGAUCUUUCUCGUGCCAGCAAAGCCCACAGAUGGCUGCUCUGACCUGGAGGACAGAGAAAUCAUCCAGGGACAAGUAAUCCUGGUGGAAAGGGGAGGUUGCUCCUUUGUACAAAAGGCCCGCCGUGUGGAGGAAGCAGGGGGCAAAGCUGUUCUAAUUGCUGAUAAUGCAGAGGACAAUGACAGCCAGUACCUUGAUAUGAUCACCGAUGGAAGCACUGCCAAACCAAGCAUACCUGCUCUCUUCCUGCUGGGACGUGAUGGGAUGAUGAUCAGAAGAUCUCUUCAGAGACAAGCACUGCCAUGGGCUGUCAUUUCCAUUCCUGUCAAUGUUUCUUCUUUGGCCUCGUUCCCGCUCAAACAGCCCCCGUGGACACUGUGGUAGAAGUGACACACACCCACAUCUUCAUGCACUACUUCACUCAAUAAACCCCCUGUCAUCAGUGUAUAUCCUGUCAGCAGUGAAGAAACUCACAGUCUCACAUGGAAAUUCUUUGCACUGCCGUGGUGGAGAACCAAUAAAAUUAUCAUAAUGUGUAAGUGAUUAUGUCACACAUAAAUACAAAUUCAAAGUCAUGUGGGCUAAACCUUUUGACAGUGUCCACAUGGGCUGACUGCUAGAGCCGUUGGGUCAGCUGGGGACAGAUAAACUCAGUAAGAAAUGUGCAUGCUUAGCUGAAGUUGACUGGUUUGGCCAGUGGUUUUGAAGAGAGUGAGUCUCUUUCCCGGGUGGGUAGUCUCCAGUAGUCUCUCUUCUGUAUGGGUGAUUUGUUGGUAACUUGUCAUUGGAGGAACCAUAAAAUUUGAUGUGCAUUAAUCAGAAUUUUACAUUUUAAAAAGUUUAUAAAAGUCAAAAAUCCAAUAAUCUUAAUUCUGGGCUAUUAAAAAUGCCAGCCACAUGACAGUUUUGACAGGUCUAAAGAAUUAGUUGCAUUACAAAUAGUUAAAGUUUGUUUUGUAACUUGCAUUCAGUUUUGCUUUUGAAGGUCCAGAUUUACAAGUAUCUUUUGGCAAAAAUGGAAUAAAAUAUUCAUAAUUUUUUAACCUUGGUGUACAGUCACCUGAAACUAAGAAUGUUAUAUCUACAGAGUGGGAGUGGGUCCUCUUCCACAUAGAGGAAUGUUGCACAGUCCUGUUGCUACAGUCGUUCAGGAUAGACAAACAGAAAACUGGCUCAGGAGAGAGCUGUAGGCCCUUUUUUUUGUUGUUGUUGGUUGGUUGCAGUCUGCAACCACACUGCUGGAUGCCACUAAAUCCUGCAGACUGGACCUUUUUAAAAAGUGUUUGUGGGAAAAAAAAAAUCUGAUAACAAUGAAACCAAAAUGGAAACAAGUUAGAAAAACAAGCUAGUUUUUCUGAGCACACACAGCUAGUGUGUCUCCUCUCAUCAAAUACAUAUUUCUAGAAGUAAUGACUUAAAAUUGUUUCUGUUAGCGUUCUGGGUUAGUGCACGUUUAACGAGAUCUCCCUCAAUAAAAAGCACAUUUAGGAUGAGACCUGAAGAAAAUGAUAAGUUUGAAGGCAUCAGAAUUGUCAGGGAUAGCAAAUAAAUAUAAAGUUGCUAUUAAAGCCAGCAAACACUGGCUGUAAUGGAAUAUUGUUCUCUGUUCACAUCAGGAACAUGACCAAAGUCCAGCCCAAGUGACAACCCAUGCAGCUCAGACCAAGUUAACUUGUUGAACCUGCAGUCAGCCAUCCCAGGACAGCAGGUUGUGGUUUGGUUUGUUUUUCCUCCUGAUGUGAAAUGGCCCUUAAACUGCAUUAAAACAGCACUUACAGAGGUUUUAAUUUUAAUUUUUUUUUAAAAUGUAACUUCUUCAAACCUGCACUAACCUUAACCAAAUUUAAACAUAACUGAUGAUUGCAUUUCUUUGCAACACUUAAUAAUUUAUUAGCUUUCUGAGGUAAAUAUAUGUAUCAGUUUUAAGACCAUACACUCAUCUUCAGUCUUAUUGUGCCUGAGGCCUAAUCAUCCAGACUACUGUGAGUAGUAGUAGUGUGUGUUAACUUCUAGUGACAUUUUCGAUACAGUCCAAUAAACAUAUACAAACUUUUUUGCCUUUUUUGCAAUGCUGAAUAUCUAGUUUGAGUUCACUCAAAGGCUGUACUGCUUGCUGUACUGCUUGCGUCAAUGCCUGGUCAUAGUGCACAGAUAUUAGAACUAUGGCAGGAAACCUGCUGGACUUAAACCAAACUGUGUGCACUUGCAUUGGCCUGUUCUAUGUGAUUGGCUACACACAGCAUACUAUGAAUAAUAUAAAGGGAGUGUGGGAUGUAUAACAGGAUUGCAGAGUUCAGAACCACUUAGAAACUGAACGCAGUUGCAGUUAGGAACUUCAUGUCUGUCGUAUGGAACCGGUAAACCAGCUGACCUUAUUGUUCCCACAAUUUCAGUGAGGGACUGAAUCAACUUGGCAACACCUGUGCACAACAGUAGCAAUUAACGCCAAACAGAGUGAUGCAUGUUUCCCAUCCUUUUCACUUUUAAACCACCACCCCCACCAAAAAAUGCUGCAAUAUGAUCUGUUUGUUGUAUAAACUGUGUUUUUUUCUGGAAUACACCUCAUAAUGAUACAGAAAUGAGUUGGAGGCAGCUAAAAUGUGUUUGUUGCUUCUGUAAAUGGUAAACAGGCCACAUGUCUUAUUUACUUUUUCUGAAACAGCUGAGUUCUUUUUUUCUCCAUCUUCGCACUGGCCUUUGCAGAUUCAUAAGGUUUGUACAGUAUCUGAGAUUAACAUCAGCUGAAAAAUUCAGUUCAUCCGUCCUUUAUGAUGGCCUUUUGACAACAACUUUAUUCGUGUAUGUGUAUGGAUAAACAAUAAACUGUGAAAAAUGCUGUCGUUUAA
Molecule: messenger RNA, 3192 nt
Organism: Scatophagus argus
Lineage: Eukaryota; Metazoa; Chordata; Actinopteri; Scatophagidae
Product: protease-associated domain-containing protein 1-like
Exons: 5
Coding region: 149-730 (193 amino acids)
Source: RefSeq, a predicted model, not a curated record